UCAAAGUUAAAGUGGAUAGUGAAAAUGGUCAGACCACAUUUCAGAGGUUCUAUGUUUGUUUGAAAGCUUGCAAGAAUAACUUCGUCUCUUGUAGGCCCUUUAUUGGUUUGGAUGGAUGUUUUCUGAAAGGAAAGUACAAGGGGGAGUUAUUAACCGUUGUUGGUAGAGAUCCUAAUGAGCAGAUGUUACCUCUGGCAUAUAGAAUUGUGGAAGUAGAGAAUAAAGAAACUUGGACAUGGUUUUUGGAGUUGUUGAUAGAAGACCUUAGGGGCACUGAAGUAUGUAAUUCAUGCACUUUUAUGUCUGACCAACAAAAGGGUUUGUUGCCAGCUAUGUCUGAACUUUUACCUGAGGCAGAGCACAGAUUUUGCAUGCGACACUUAUAUGCAAAUUUCAGAAAAAAGAUCAGAGAGCACACCUUGAAGAAUCUGAUGUGGAAGGCUGCUACUAGUACAUACCCCCAAGCUUGGGAAAGAGAAAUGUUAAAUAUAAAGGAUGUCAAUGUAGAGGCUUACAAAUACCUAAUCGUUAUUCCCCCAAGUUGGUCUGGAGAAAAAAUGUUUGAAGUUAGGCAUUUUGCAGUGAUGACAAACAAGUUUGCAGUCAACCUGGACAGUCAAGAGUGUACCUGCAGGAAAUGGGUCAUUAGUGGCAUCCCUUGCUGCCAUGCAAUUGUAGCAAUGAGAUUCUUAAAUUUAGAUCUAGAAGAGUAUGUUCCCAUUUGGUUCAGAAGGUCCACGUAUGAUGAAACAUAUGCCUCCAUCAUAUUUCCAGUGAAUGAGCACCUUUUAUGGGAAAGAACAGCCUUCCCAGGCGUCCUCCCACCAUUUAAGAGAAAAUUACUUGGCAGACCAAAGAAAAAGAGAAGGUGCGAGAGUUGGGAGCUAAGGAGGGAUGAAACCCAAAUGACCAAAGGUGGCCACCGCAAAAAAUGCAACAUUUGUCGUAUUGUUGGGCAUAACAGAAAUUAA
This is a messenger RNA of Vigna umbellata (rice bean), 971 nucleotides long. The record is from RefSeq and is a predicted model, not a curated record. NCBI's taxonomy places the organism in Eukaryota, Viridiplantae, Streptophyta, Magnoliopsida, Fabales, Fabaceae.